This is a messenger RNA of Triticum aestivum (bread wheat), 781 nucleotides long. Its product is annotated as U-box domain-containing protein 51-like. Lineage: Eukaryota; Viridiplantae; Streptophyta; Magnoliopsida; Poales; Poaceae. The coding region runs from base 90 to 326 and encodes 78 amino acids. The record is from RefSeq and is a predicted model, not a curated record. The transcript is spliced from 2 exons.
UGUGCCAUUAUUCCACUGAACUGAGCUCCAUGAGAGAUGAUUCCACAAGGUGAGGUCCGCCGUGAGGGGGCGUGGUCGUGGCCAGCAACAUGAGGGAGCAGCCGCGGCCAGCGCUGCCUGACUCCGACGCGCCCAAGCCCCGGCCAAGGCCGUUCCCCUCCUGGACCGACCAGAUCCCUGGGAGAAGGUGGGGAACUGCAGGGCAUACGGCCGGCUGGGUGAAGCGCCGCUUCGCCCGUGAUGUCGCAGGAGGGUCAUGCAGCACGGCGGCCGCCGUUUCUGAUAAGGAAGCUCAAAGGAAGCAAGACUUCAACAAAAAUCUCUAAAUGCAUUCCAAGCUUCUGUAAGGCGUACGUCAUUUCAAAGGGAAAACUGUCAUUCGUGCACUCUACACCUGAUGCCUGCGAAACAGCCAAGACCAUAUCUUCUUCAACUAUUUCUUCUCCUAGCUCCGGAAGCCUUUCCACUGCGCCCUCAGGUAAUACUCAAGUCUGCAUUUGAUUUUGGUUUCUGAAAAUUGUUGAUUACACCUAUCAACUGAAUACAAACAAAAAAAAGUGUAUUAGAGUGUUACUAACUAUUCUGUCUACAGCAGAGUGGGCUGACAGAAAUGGAACGUCAGCUGUAUUAUUCCGCCAGUCAUCUCUGCCAUCGCAACGUGAUCACACACUCGUAAAUAUAAACAGGUCAAUCCUGAAGCUAGCCCUUCAGGCAGUGCUGGCAGCGAGAUCUCUUACCAUGCUGAUACAACCCUGAAGACAAAUUCACAAUCAAUCACAUC